Schistosoma margrebowiei is the source of this 636-nucleotide messenger RNA. The record is from the annotation of a GenBank genome assembly. NCBI's taxonomy places the organism in Eukaryota, Metazoa, Platyhelminthes, Trematoda, Strigeidida, Schistosomatidae.
AUGCUGCGCUACGCGAUCUGUAAUAUAAAGUGUUUACAAAUACCGAUAUUAUCAAAUUCUUUAUCAACAAAUCAGUUCAAUGAAUCAAAAGUUUAUAGUUUCACUUCAAGAUUACAAUCAUUGGCAGAUAAAAGUAAAAAUAUUUUAAUGAAUCGUGAUCCUUAUAGUCCACCAGAAGAUGUUGAAUUACGUAUUGAAGCUUUAAGUAAAAAGUUAUUCAACUUGAGUUCAUCAAACAAUAAUCAAUGGAAAGCUUAUCGUUUUCAGAAUAAUGAUGAAAAAUAUAAAAUAUUUACCGCAUGUAUUACAGAGUUUAAACAUCAUAUUGCCAAUAGUUACCUUCAUGAAAUUAAUUCUAUUGAAGAUUUAAUCAAUUAUUUUAUGACACCAGUAGAAACACCAGAUUUCUUAUAUAAAUUAACAUCAGAUGCAAAAAAUAAUCUUUGUGAAUUACCAUCGAAUUUAAAUAUACAAUUAGAACCAGUACGUUAUAAUCCGAAUGAAGAUCAUUUUUUCAAAGUUAAUGCUUAUCCUGGUCGAUCAACAAUUGUUAGUAAUUUGGCUGCUACUAGAAAAUAUCCAAGUUAUCGUGUUAGUCGUUUAAAACGUAUUCGAGUGGAAUAUGAAGAUAUGUAA